AUGGAACCACCGAACGCAGAACAUGGUAUUCGGCUAGCAAUCAUCAUCGCAAAGAUCUUUGACUGGGCAAUGAAACUUUCAGAUAAGCCCACCAUGACUUCAGCACAUGUCGUGGUUCGACACAAACAUCAUGACGAAGACCACCGGUUUCAGAGAGGCGAAUCGACAGAGCACCACCGAUAA
Aspergillus neoniger CBS 115656 is the source of this 183-nucleotide messenger RNA. RefSeq lists its product as uncharacterized. The record is from RefSeq and is a predicted model, not a curated record. Bases 1 to 183 code for a protein of 60 amino acids. NCBI's taxonomy places the organism in Eukaryota, Fungi, Ascomycota, Eurotiomycetes, Eurotiales, Aspergillaceae. The transcript has 2 exons.